GCGCGACUGAAAGAUGCUGUUGAAAGCUCUGGAAAAAACAAACAAACUGGACUAUAAAUUCUCACUCUUACUGGGAAAUUUCCACUUUCAACUUCUUCACCAGCUCCUGCAUUCCCACUCAGUCUCUUUAAGCACGUUGGGGUAGUGGAUGUGGUCCAUGAUGGCGGUGCCUGGGGGUUUGUUGCUGCUCUGCAUUUUGCUCAUUUUUACAGGAAGCACUUCAGGGAUACUUGUCUCCAGCUGUGAUGCAUGUCAUGACGGAGCCAGCUGCCUGCAGUCACUGGAAAGAGGCGACUCUUUAUCCAGCCAGGUGUUCUCUUGUGUGUGUAAAGAUGGCUUUGUAGGAAAUGGUCUCACCUGUUACGAUGCAAAGCUCUGCAGUGACUUGUCUUGCUGUGGCCGAGGUUAUCACUGGUCCCCAGACAGGGGCUGUGUAGACACUGACGAGUGCUCCCUCCCAGACUCACCCUGCACCCAACCUCAGGUUUGUCAAAACACCCCAGGCUCCUUCAUGUGCCUGCAGCCUUCCUCCAGGACCAGAAUGGGCCCCUCUUCCCAAUCUGUCCAGUUCGGCUGCGGAAACACGGUGUGUCCUUUAGGCAUGGACUGCAUCAGUAGUAAUGGGAUGCUGCGCUGUGCUGACCCCUGUGAGCACUACACUGUACUUGCUGAUGACUGGCGUGCAACGAAUAACACAUCGAUUGGGAACCCACACUGUGACUCUAAUGUUUACUGGCAAGGCUGGUAUCGCCUCCUUCUGCAGCAAACCAGUGCUCAUAUUCCCGAGAGGUGUAUAGGAAGCAACAGGUGUGGAACUUCUGCUACCAUGUGGAUAACAAAGCCUAAUCCCACGCAAUCAGAGGGAAUUGUAGAGCGCACUGUGUGUAGUUCCUGGUCCAACAACUGCUGCGCUUUUACCUCACAUAGCAUUCAUGUCAAGCUCUGCUAUGGAGACUACUAUGUUUACAAACUUGUGAAGCCAUCCACAUGCGACCUUGGAUACUGUGCAGAGGUUAACAGAACAGAUUCUGCAGUUUUACCAACUUCACCUGAACCGACAUCAGAGUACUUCCCCACCACUCAGGCUCCGACAUCAAUAGUAGGCAACAGCACAGCAGUGAGGCUGGUCAACUCUGACAACCGCUGCUCUGGCAGAGUGGAGGUUUACAAUGACGGACAGUGGGGGACAGUGUGUGACGACGGCUGGGACUUGAUGAACGCCAACGUGGUGUGUAGACAGCUGGGCUGUGGUGCUGCUCUUUCAGCACCAUUACAAGCAGCUUUUGGACAGGGCAGCGGACGCAUCUGGUUGGACGAUGUCAGUUGUUUUGGAAAUGAAUUAUCGAUAACAGACUGCAGACAUCGAGGGUUUGGGGUCCAUAACUGUGCUCAUUCUGAAGAUGCCAGUGUCAUCUGUGAACUUCAGCACACUCCAACCCAGCCUUCUCAUCUUAUUUGUGGCAAUGAUGCACUUCACAUCGGGCUGGAUCUGGCUGACUUCAGAUCCUCUGGUUUGAACCCCUUCUCCGGGAACAUGGCCGCCAGCAACUGCUCCUGGGUCCGAGUGCGCGAUGACGUAGUGUGGUUUGAAGUGGAGGCCACAAGAGGUGCCUGUGGAAACAUAAUGAGGACCAACGGCACACAUGCCAUCUACUUCAAUAGUUUAUUUGUCUAUCCAAUAAACAACGCGUCCUUCUUCGUUCCUGUGAGUCUUCCCUUCUCCUGCGCGUAUCCCCUGGACACCGACACCAGCCUGAAUGUGGCUAUCAGACCAUUCCUGCCGCUGGAUGAGGGCCUUUCAAAGUCUGGUCCCAAAGUCAGAGCCUCCAUGUUUCUGUUCCGCAACUCCAACUACACAGAACCUUAUCCACAGGGCCUGGUCACUGUGCCAGUGGGCUCUCCGUUGUAUGUGGGCGUCUCCGUGGAGAAGAGAGAUCCCAGCUUUGUAGUAGUUCUGGAGGACUGCUACGCCAGUCAUUCAUCAAACCCUGACGGUUCCACACAAUACCCUCUCAUCCAGAACAAGUGUCCCACUGACCGGACACAGGUGUCAGUGGUGGAGAGCGGUUUGUCGCUCCGGGCUCGUUUCUCUGCCCUGAUCUUCCUUUUCCAGAAUGAAUACAGAGAUGUGUACCUUCAUUGCAGCCUCAGCCUGUGUGAAGGGAGGAGCUCCUCUUGUGUUCCACCUUGCAAAAGAAGGAUCUAUCGCUCUGUUUCCAACUCUCAUCCUCUGAGUACCUUGACCAUUGGACCAAUCAUUUGGGAGAAGUCGCCUGAGUGAGCUGUUAACAUACAGUAAUCAUACAAAAAUAUUCCUUAUUGUGAUCUUUGUUAUCCAUAAGACAUAAGAUAAUACAAACUGGUCUUACUGUAUUGUAUGAUACAUCUUAUCACACUUUAUAUCAAUCCUAAAAUAAAAUAAACUAUAGGAGUUAUAAAGAAAUUUACAAUACCAAUAUUUUCUUCUUCUAUUUGUGUAGUACCAGUCCAGUCCUGAAAUGAAUAUAAAAAAUGUGGGCUAUAUGCUUUAUGUAUGCUAUGCUUUUUUGAGAAUACUUCUUUUACACAAAAGCAUGGAUUACUCUUCAGAGCAAAUACCUUUUUUCCAUAUCAUAUGUAGUAUACAAUCACUGUGUAUUAUUGUUGUUGUGUAUCAAACAAAACUCUGUACCUGGAUGGAAUAUGCAGUAGUUAACUAAUUAAAAGUUAAAAAAAUUGC
This is a messenger RNA of Cyclopterus lumpus (lumpfish), 2719 nucleotides long. Its product is annotated as uromodulin. The record is from RefSeq and is a predicted model, not a curated record. Bases 149 to 2281 code for a protein of 710 amino acids. Gene Ontology annotation, cellular component: cell surface; apical plasma membrane. The transcript is spliced from 11 exons. Gene Ontology annotation, molecular function: calcium ion binding. Gene Ontology annotation, biological process: neutrophil migration. Lineage: Eukaryota; Metazoa; Chordata; Actinopteri; Perciformes; Cyclopteridae.